This is a messenger RNA of Trichoplusia ni (cabbage looper), 1180 nucleotides long. RefSeq names its product SLC2A4 regulator-like. The transcript is spliced from 3 exons. Gene Ontology annotation, cellular component: nucleus. Lineage: Eukaryota; Metazoa; Arthropoda; Insecta; Lepidoptera; Noctuidae. Bases 817 to 1152 code for a protein of 111 amino acids. The record is from RefSeq and is a predicted model, not a curated record. Gene Ontology annotation, molecular function: DNA-binding transcription factor activity; RNA polymerase II cis-regulatory region sequence-specific DNA binding. Gene Ontology annotation, biological process: regulation of transcription by RNA polymerase II.
AAAUACACAAUGCGUUCAUCUUUAUCAACAUAUAUUAGCUAUACAUAUCGAAUGACAGUAAAGCGUGGCAGUUUCACGGGAAGCUAACUCGGCCCACUCAAAAAGAUGAAUCGUCUUCGUACAUCUUCAUUUUGCUGAAACUAAAUCGGAUCGCACUACAUAGCUGCAUCUGCAUGAACAGUGUUCUAUAUUUAGCGAGAUGCAGCUUAGUAACAGGCCGGUAAACCCGGUAUGUGCUCAUGUAUGCAUGUAGCUCAGCUCGGUUGGCCGAAAUAAUGUGGCAUUGGGUAGAAGGUCGAUGCAGAAACUUUGGCAAGACACGCCAACCGCGGCCCCGCGCGUUUGCCUCGGUUGCUAACACUUAGGGCUGCCUCUUUGCUAGUUCUUCCUAGCUAAGUAUUCUGACUUGCGGCAUCAAAAAUAACAUGUCUGAGAAUCCUUUAAAAUUAUGAGCUUCCGAGCAAUCAAAAUACCCGAGAUUUACCUAGGUUUUAAUAAGUUAAUAAGUCAUUUUAUAAUGAUGUCACUAUAGGAGAGCUGUAUUACCAAGAAACAAUAGACACAAUAUAUUUUCAUAUACAUAAGUCGAAGCCGCGGUUCUCGUAGUGUAGCUACAUUAGCUACUAAGUACCGGCGAUGCAGGAGGGCCGCGCGUCCACAAGGCCACGGCCUACAACUGCUUCCGUCUCCGCUACAUCACCGCUCGAUUUUACUCAUCAAAUUCCAACGGUUUUAAUCAUAAAACUAAUGUAACAACCGUUAUAUUUUUAAUUACACGUCCUCGGUCUUUAUUACGUAAGUACACACUUAUUUAUAAUGGUAUUAUUAUUGUUACAGAUCAACAGUGUAGUUUUUGUGUGCACCUGGCGAGGAUGCACUUACCACACGAAUACCUGUUCAGCGAUUGAGGCACACAUCAGGAAUACACAUUUGGGGCCAAAGAAAGAGGGUGACAGUGACCAUGAGGAGGAGUUCUACUACACGGAGCGGGAGGUGGCGGCCCGGCGCCGCCGCCCACGCUCUCCCACCGCGACAUGUGCCGCCCGCCGCACGAGGACCCCGAGUACCAGCGACAGCUCGUCGGCUCAUUCAGGCAAGGACUGCUCUCUACUAUGCAGAAUGGGUCCGCCCGGCCUAUCAGCAUUCCCGUAACACAUCACUGGUCCACCUCGCAUUCACC